GCGUGUGUGCGUGUGAGUGUGUGUGUGUAUGUGUCUGAGGGGCGGAGCUGCCCGUGCCGCCGUCUUUUCCUCCUCCUCCGCCGCCGCCGCCGCCGCAACCCUGCUGGGGAUUUGAAAGCUUAGAAAGUCCCGGCGGAGAGGGCGGCGGCGGCGUUGAAUGUGUGGCGGAAGCGCCGGGGGCCCACGGCCGGGCAUCCGGGCACUAUGAAUUACCCGGGCCGCGGGUCUCCGCGGAGCCCGGAGCAUAACGGCCGGGGCGGCGGCGGUGCCUGGGAGCUGGGCACGGACGCGGCGCCGGCGUUCGGCGGUGGCGGCGGCGGCGGCGUGCGCUGCUUCGAGCACCUGCCGGGCGGAGAGCCGGGCGAGGGCGGCGUGGCCCUGGCCCUGCUGCGCGGGGAGCCGGGGCUGCGCUUGACGCCGGGCGCCGACGACCUGCACCCGCUGGCUCUGGACUCGUGCCUCAGUGACGAGAACUAUGACUUCAGCUCGGCCGAGUCGGGCUCGUCGCUGCGCUACUACAGCGCGGGCGAGAGCGGCGGCGGCGGCGGCGGCUCGUCCCCUCAGCAGCCGCCUCUGGUCCCCACGAUCUCGGGAGGCGGCGGGGCGGCGGGAGGGGGUCCCGGGGAGAGGAAACGCGCACGGCCCGGCGGCCCGGCCGCCAGGCACCGCUACGAGGUAGUGACGGAGCUGGGCCCGGAGGAGGUGCGUUGGUUCUACAAGGAGGACAAGAAGACCUGGAAACCUUUCAUCGGUUACGACUCUCUCCGCAUCGAGCUCGCCUUCCGGACACUGCUGCAAGCCACGGGUUCCCGACCCCGGACCGAGGCCCGGCAUGACGACCAUCACAGUGGAUGCGGCCGGGCCUCCAGCUCCGGAGAGGAAGACGAGGAGGAUCGAGCGUGCGGCUUCUGCCCGCGCGCGGCGGGAGCCGAGCUCCGGGACGUGGAGGAGCAGCUGGUCCACAUCGAGCCGGUGUGCGUGCGGGGCGGUCUCUACGAGGUGGAUGUGACUCAAGGAGAGUGCUACCCGGUGUACUGGAACCAAGCUGAUAAAAUACCAGUUAUGCGUGGUCAAUGGUUUAUUGAUGGAACUUGGCAGCCUCUAGAAGAAGAAGAAAGUAAUUUGAUUGAGCAGGAACAUCUCAGUUGUUUUAGAGGUCAGCAGAUGCAAGAGAAUUUUGAUAUUGAAGUGUCAAAAUCCAUAGAUGGAAAAGAUGGCAGUGGGAUCAGCUACUCUGUUGUCUACCACCUCCCUCCCUUCUCCCUCCCUUCUCUGUUCAAAUGGAGAGGAUAUAAGGAGAGUACAGAUGCGGCAGGUCUUAAACGAAAGCGUUCCCAAGCUAUUCAUAGUUUCAAAUUGAGUCGAAAUCAUGUGGACUGGCACAGUAUGGAUGAAGUGUAUCUUUAUAGUGAUGCAACAACAUCUAAAAUUGCACGAACAGUUACCCAAAAACUAGGAUUUUCUAAAGCCUCAAGUAGUGGGACCAGACUUCAUAGAGGUUACGUAGAAGAAGCCACAUUUGAAGACAAGCCGUCACAGACCACCCACAUUGUGUUUGUUGUGCAUGGCAUUGGACAGAAAAUGGACCAAGGAAGAAUUAUCAAAAACACAGCCAUGAUGAGAGAGGCUGCAAGGAAAAUAGAAGAAAGGCAUUUUUCCAACCAUGCAACACAUGUUGAAUUCCUGCCUGUUGAGUGGCGGUCAAAACUAACUCUUGAUGGAGAUACUGUUGAUACCAUUACUCCAGACAAAGUACGAGGUUUAAGGGACAUGCUGAACAGCAGUGCAAUGGACAUAAUGUAUUAUACAAGCCCACUUUAUAGAGAUGAACUAGUUAAAGGCCUUCAGCAAGAGCUGAAUCGAUUAUAUUCCCUUUUCUGUUCUCGGAAUCCAGACUUUGAAGAAAAAGGGGGUAAAGUCUCAAUAGUGUCCCAUUCAUUGGGGUGUGUGAUCACUUAUGACAUAAUGACUGGCUGGAAUCCAGUUCGACUCUAUGAACAGUUGCUGCAGAAAGAAGAAGAGUUGCCUGAUGAACGGUGGAUGAGUUAUGAAGAACGACAUCUUCUUGAUGAGCUGUAUAUAACCAAACGACGGCUGAGGGAAAUAGAAGAGCGACUCCAUGGAUUGAAGGCAUCGUCCAUAGCACAAACACCUGCCUUAAAAUUUAAGGUGGAGAAUUUCUUCUGUAUGGGAUCCCCACUAGCUGUAUUUUUGGCAUUGCGUGGCAUCCGACCAGGAAAUACUGGUAGUCAAGACCACAUUUUGCCGAGAGAGAUUUGUAACCGCUUAUUAAAUAUUUUUCAUCCUACAGAUCCAGUGGCCUAUAGAUUAGAACCACUGAUACUGAAACACUACAGCAACAUUUCACCGGUCCAGAUCCACUGGUACAACACUUCAAAUCCUUUACCAUAUGAGCACAUGAAGCCAAGCUUCCUCAACCCAGCUAAAGAACCUACCUCAGUGUCAGAGAGUGAAAGCAUCUCAGCUCUUCCAAGCCCUGUGACCUCCCCUGUCCUAUCGCGCCGACACUAUGGAGAAUCUAUAACUAACAUAGGCAAAGCAAGCAUAUUAGGAGCUGCUAGCAUUGGAAAGGGGCUCGGAGGAAUGCUCUUCUCCAGAUUUGGACGUUCGUCAACAUCACAGGCAUCUGAGACAUCAAAAGACAUGAUGGAAGAUGAGAAGAAGGUGGCCGCUUCUCCGCCAACUACCACCGUGGCCACACAGACCCUGCCACACAGCACUUCAGGCUUUCUUGACUCCGCAUAUUUCAGACUUCAAGAAUCGUUCUUUUAUCUCCCACAACUUCUUUUUCCGGAAAAUGUAAUGCAGAAUAAAGAUAAUGCCCUCGUGGAAUUGGAUCACAGGAUUGAUUUUGAACUCCGAGAAGGCCUUGUGGAGAGCCGCUAUUGGUCAGCUGUCACAUCACAUACUGCCUAUUGGUCGUCCUUGGAUGUCGCCCUCUUUCUUUUAACAUUCAUGUACAAACAUGAGCAUGAUAAUGAGGCAAAACCCAAUUUAGAUCCAAUCUGAACUCCUGAAGGAUAUUAAUGGCCCAAAACUGAUUUUGUUUUCUUGUUAAAAUGUGUCAAGAUACAGAGAUUUCAGAGUUCCAGUUUUGUUUAGAGCAAGAAAUGUUUGAAUUUAAAAGCACUUUAUUUUGUUUUUUUAAAAAAACCACAUUUUUAAUGUUUUCAGUCCUAAAGAAGUCACUUUCCGUCAUUUUGAUUGAGUAUGGCAGAACCCCUGCAGAGAAUCAAGACUAGAAGUGAGAAAGGAACUGAAUGUAAAAGAUGUACGUCAGUCACAAUCCAGUUCUCCAAGAUAUCAAGGCAUAGUAAUGAGUUGACUCUUGUAUUAAUCACAAUGUGUUACAAAGCUAAAAUGUUCUGUGUAAAGAUUAUAAUAUGGCAUCAUUGUUUUGGAUUCUGUGAAAACUUCCAUUUUCACAGUUCCUUUGAAAGAACUUCAACUGUUUGAAAUUUGUCUUUAAAAAAUACCUAAUACUAAAACAAUAUUUGAACUACUAUAUUUAUAAUUUAUUAUCUAACCAAUUGCUUUAUUUCAGUGUAUGAAACAUUACAUUUUUUUAGUGUUUCCUUUGAGCAUAAUUUAAGAACCACAUUUAUUUUCUAUAAUGUUGAGGCCCUUUUUCUCAGAACUCCAUCUUUGUACUCUUCAGAUGAAUAUAUGACACUGUGGCAUACUUGAAGUAUUUUUUUUCCAUUAAAAUGUUUCACACAACACUAGUUCAAUUAUUUUCUUAAAAAUGAACUUUUUAUUAUGUCACAUGUACCUCAAAAAUCUAAAAUUUUCUAAACUUGACACAGAGGACUUACAUUGGAUAUAUUUCAUUGACUUCAUUAGAAAAUUAGUACGUUCUUUGGGAUAAGAGAAUAUUUCAAGUACUUCAAAUAUGUAAACAUCUGUGUGCCAAACAGCCAACAUAUAUAACCAGAUGGAGUGCCACUAACUUUUAAUGUUUCAAGUGUUAAAGCAUGGCGACAUAGGCACUGGGAAGAUUUUCCUCAGCUGUAACUGUUUCCACAGUGCUUUUCAUCUGAGGAGCUCAAAGUGCUAUAGGAAGUGUGCAUUCGGUGAUCUGUGUAAGUCGCUCCUUGAGGUGAGUGAGUGGUAUUCUUAUGUUCCACGCUAAUAUGCCAAGGCACCAAAACACUAAAGUGCCUUGCAUUAAGUGACAUAGCAAAUUAGAAAUGCUUGGCAUGAAGCCAGACCAUAUGCCCUUUUCUAUGCUAUUUAAUGUCUGAUAAGUCACUUGUAACCUCUUAGCCUCCAAACAGUAACAAACUGAAGAAAUGAACCUACAAUAAAUUCUUGGGUACUUACAUGCAGAGGAGCAGUUAACUUCAGGAGGGAACAGUAGCCAUCUCUGCCACACCCAGCCCUCACUUCUGAGGGACCUCCUCUAGGUUCUGCUAAAGGUGCUGUCUUGACUUAGUGUCCAGUAAUGAUGGUGAAGUGGGAGCGCAGCUGGCUGCCCACAAUUCCUCGGUUCCUGUCCUGUAAGAUGGUGGAGUCUGGCUUCUUGUGGGUUUUACUCCUCACCCUCCUCACCAUCACAACUGUUGGCUAUUUGGGCCUUUCACUGAAUCUGCAAACAUAAAGCAUUUCUUUUUAGUGUUUAAAAAUUCCAAGGCUCCGUGACCAAGUCCUUGGCUCACUGAGAAACCCUUGCUAUAAAAGGCUUUUCAUGAGAUCUUAGCAAAGCUGAAGCAAUGCCAUUUGAAUUUAGAGAUUCCUAUGAACUCAGGUCAUUUUCACAGCGUGUUUAUUUAGUAGGUCUCAUUUUUUUCUCAGGAAAAAUGAAACUGUCGUAUGGCUGUCAUUAAAGGUACUUGAGCUUAUGUUGCUGUAGGUGAUGUGAAAACUCAGUGCCUCAGCCUAAAGGGAUUCCUUCCUAACCACUGGAACGUGAAGAGCCCUUUACCUUAAGAGAGUGGAAUUCUGUGAAGCAUUUUGAUUUUCUAUCAUUGACUAAAAGGAAAAGUAUGUUCCCAUAACCAAAGGAGUAUGUCUGCUUCCUUCUGUUCAUGCUGAGAAAACCGUCGAGUUUGACCACUUGGAGUUUAGGUGAAUCCCAGGAAAGAGCAGCAUUCAGAAUAGAUCUUCUGAGUACUGACCAUGUGCGCUUCCAGUUCAAGAUUGCAUCCAUAGAGACGGUGGUUUGGGUUUACAGUACUCGUUUCCAUGUCUGCAUGUUAUCAUGGGAUGUACUUGUAUAUUCUCAAGUAAUAUACAGAGUAUGUAUAAUUCUGGCUUGAUUUAGAAGUUACCAAGUAACAUUUUGAAACUUUAUUCCAGUAAGUUCUAAAUUGGCCCAAAAAAAGUGUUGAUUUUGAUACUAUUAAAAUUUUAUUCUCUA
Messenger RNA from Jaculus jaculus (lesser Egyptian jerboa), 5380 nucleotides. It is a transcript of the gene Ddhd1, whose product is annotated as DDHD domain containing 1. Gene Ontology annotation, cellular component: cytoplasm. The transcript has 15 exons. The record is from RefSeq and is a predicted model, not a curated record. Gene Ontology annotation, molecular function: glycerophospholipase activity; metal ion binding. Bases 205 to 3030 code for a protein of 941 amino acids. NCBI's taxonomy places the organism in Eukaryota, Metazoa, Chordata, Mammalia, Rodentia, Dipodidae.